Sesamum indicum (sesame) is the source of this 2971-nucleotide messenger RNA. RefSeq names its product Pentatricopeptide repeat (PPR) superfamily protein. The record is from RefSeq and is a predicted model, not a curated record. Lineage: Eukaryota; Viridiplantae; Streptophyta; Magnoliopsida; Lamiales; Pedaliaceae. Gene Ontology annotation, molecular function: protein binding.
CCUGCUCGGUUGGAUUUUGCUCUCUUACGUUUAAAAUAAAGCAAUUUCGAGUAAAAAAUUCUGAGAAGGGUCGAAGUUUCAAAACAGCUUCCGAGGCCUGCGCCACACGUGUAAUUGGACAAGAACAGUAAACUGCGGUGCAUGGCAAAUUCUAGGCUGUUUGUUUUGCCGGAAAAUAGAAUAGGGGAGAAAAGUUCUUUGUGCAUGACAGGGUGAUUUUAGGGGAUUUGCAGUGUCACUAUUUGGAAAAUCCAUGUCUAGUAUCUUUAACCUUUCAAAACUGCUAACUAGAAGAACUAAUCAAAAGUUGCCGCCUUUCUCACACACAGAUUCAAGAUUCACCUCUACUACCUCUGUCUUACUACCAACCCACCAGCAAAUAGCCCAUCUCAUUCUGGACCAGAAAUCAGCAAACAAAGCUCUCCAAACCUUCGAAUGGGCCUCGAAGAUUCCCAACUUCACCCACACGCUGUCCACUUACCGAGCUUUGAUCCACAAGCUCUGUACUUUCCGACAAUUUGAAGUUGUCGAACAAUUGCUUGAUGAAAUGCCCACGAAAAUUGGUUUGUCCCCUGAUGAUGACAUUUUCAUCACUGUUGUCCGUGGUUUUGGGCGGGCUAGAAAGACAAGGGACAUGAUUAGAGUGCUUGAUUUGGUGCCCAAGUUUGGUAAAGGGGCCCCGUCUUUGAAGCUGUUGAAUACAAUUCUUGAUGUUCUGGUGAAGGAAGAUAUUGAUAUUGCUAGGGAGUUCUACAGGAAGAAAAUGAUGGGGAAUGGCCUGAAGGGUGAUGAUUACACUUACGGGAUUUUGAUGAAAGGCUUUUGCUUAACAAAUAGAAUAGGUGAUGGGUUUAAGCUUCUGCAAGUAAUGAAGACUCACGGUGUCAAGGUGAAUGUUAUUGUGUACAAUACAUUGAUGUAUGCUCUUUGUAAGAAUGGAAAGGUUGGUAGAGCUAGGAGCCUAAUGAAUGAAAUGGAGGAAUAUAGUGAUGUGACUUUUAAUAUUCUGAUAUCAGCAUAUUGUAAUGACAACAAUCUAGUGCAGGCUCUGGUGAUCAUGGAAAAAUGCUUUAGUUAUGGGUUUGUGCCAGAUGUUGUCACCUUGACUAAGGUGAUAGAAAUUCUAUGCAAUGCGGGGCGUAUCUCUGAAGGAGUUGAGGUAUUAGAGAGAGUGGAGGGCAAUGGAGGGACUCUUGAUGUUGUGGCCUAUAACACAUUGUUGAAGGGUUUUGUUAAAGCAGGAAAAGUAAAAGCAGGAUGUGGCUAUCUCAAGCAAAUGGAGAUAAAGGGAUGUCUACCAAACACCGAUACAUACAAUGUUCUGAUUGCAGGAUUCUGUGAGUCUGGAAUGUUGGAUUCAGCUCUUGAUAUGUUUGAUGAAAUGAAAAGGGUCGGUGUACGCUGGGAUUUUGUCACAUUUGAGACACUAAUUCAUGGAUUCUGUUCUACUGGAAGGAUUCGGGAUGGGUUUAAGAUCUUCGAAUUAAUGGUUGAGGGUAAAGGUGGUUGUGCUGGCCGUAUUGGUCCUUAUAAUAGCAUUUUAUACGGUUUAUACAAGGAAACUUGUCUUGAUGAAGCACUAGAGUUUCUAAACUAUAUGAGAAAUUUUUUCCCUUGUGCUGUGGGUCGGAGUUUGAGGAUUCUGCAAUUAUGUCAAGAGGGGGGCAUAGAGGAAGCAAAGCAAAUUCUUGAUAAGAUGAUUGAAGAAGGAGGCUUUCCAAGUGCUCUUGUAUAUGCAAGUUUGAUUCAAGGAUUUUCCAAAAGUGGACGCAUGAAGGAAGCAGUAGAGCUAAUGAAUAAGAUGAUUGGCCAUGGUUAUUUCCCAGUUGCAUCAACUUUUAAUGCUUUGAUCAGUGGGUUCUGCCAGCUGGGAAAAGUUGGGACAGCGGCGAGGCUAAUGGAGGACCUAAAGAUGAGAGGUUGCUUGCCUGAUUCUGAAAGCUAUGGCCUUAUAAUCAAAGCCUUUUGUAGGCAAGGGGACUUCCAUGAAGCCUUAAUGUUGUUUAUGCAAAUGGUGGAGAAGGGUAUUAGACCUGAUUAUUAUGCAUGGAAUUCGUUGAUUCUGGUGGCAUUAGAAGGCAAGAAUUUGUUCCAAGAGCAUGAACUAAUGCAGUGGCUGAUUGAAACCUGAUUUUCAUCAAGAAAACCAAGGGUUCAAUCGUUUCUUCCUGCAUUUCCUUUUUGUCAUCUUUGAUUAAUUAAUACUACAGUUCAAGAUUUUCACAAUUGAAAAGCAUAAUCAAAUUUGACAAAUAAAAUUCUUUCUUUGACCAUGAAUAUCUUAAUUUUUCAAUGAGAAAGACAUAUGUUAUGUAAAGAAACCACCAGAGCAGAAAGACAAGAAUUCAUGUAUACCAAACUAUUAUGAUCCAGUGAAUGCUUAUGGGAAUACCAAACUUCCAAUAUGGCAAAAUUGAACUUUUUGUUUCCUAGGACAGGGAUUUGAACUUUUGGUGUUCCCUACUUUAUGGGGUUAAUUUUUUUGGUCCCGUAAAAUUAAAAAAGGUUCCAAAUUUGGUUCCAUGCACUAAUCCUAAGUACCAAAUAUGUUAGGUUUUGGAACCACAUCUGCAAUCUUUUUUAAUUUUGUGGGACAAAAAAUAUUAAUCCUUUAAAGUUGUGGGUAAAAAAUGCAACGAUUCUAUCAUACGGGAUUAAAAGUACAAUGCCCUCCACUCUUUCACCUCCCUUCCCCUCCGUGUACUUGUGUUUGUGGAGGUAGAGGAGGAAAGGUGAACAAUAAUGGGUAUCUUCGGACCAUUUCGAGCACUUGGAUACUUAACAACUCAGGUUCCGGGCUCCAUACAGCUGCUCGACACCACCGAGACAUUCGUCACAGAAAGUGUUGGCAAAGCUUUUGAUCAAAUUGAUUUGAGUCAUGAAAAUAACAAUAUAGGAUAGAAGUUUAGAGUAACCUCUGAGUUGUUAUGUUUCAUCAGCCAUAGUUUUCAGAUGGCCCUUAAUGUGAUGA